AUGGCUUGCUCACGACCUGUUUGGUACUUUGGAAUCAUUGUUCUUCUAUGUCAAUAUCUUGUGGCGUCGGAUAACGCAGCAGAUGACAAGCUAGCAGAGGAUGAACCACAGGCUCCCAGUGGGGAGGAUGAAGAACUAUUGCCUGACUUGGAUGAAAUUGAAGAGGAUGAUAGUUGGAAUCCUAAUGGAGUGCUUCUGACAGACAACCCAGCUGAUUGGCCAGGUCAUCUGAAGAACUUCGGUUCAACGGGCAGAUACCGCAAUGUUGGUAUCUACAAGAACUUCCCCAAGGCAACUGUGCUUUUCAGUGACUAUGUUGCUCCAUACAUACCUUUAGUUAUGCGAAAUGCUUCAACUACAGAUGAUGCUUUUGCACUUUGGAAAAAUGACAGCUACUUCCUUGGUUUGCCUCAAGCGAUCACGUAUAGGAUGCCUCUUACCCCAGCAGCAAAUAUAAGUUUUAAGGAGUUCAUCCAGAGGUACAGAAAAGAGAAGCUGGUGUUAUUCAUUGCUGGUGAAGAUCAGCAGACUCCGAUUGUACAGAGAAGCCUGGACACCAUGCGUUGUGUUUAUAGUGGAAAACAGAACAUCACCUUGGUCAGUCAGCUUGACUUUGGUAAUAAGGGUUUACUUCACUGCUGUACAGAUGCGGAUGAGUAUGGGUCAGUUGACGUGAAUCAAGUGGAUUAUGUCAAGUACCCAACCCUGAGAGAAGUGGAGUACCACAAAGCAUCCCUCUCUGCUGGAGACUGUAUCUUCAUCCCACCCAAGUGGUACUGGCAGGUGAACUCGCAGGAGAGCAGCAAGUCUGUGGACAUCCUGUGGUACCACAAGGUGAAGCAUGUGGAGACAACAGAGUGUAUGGCUCUUGCACUGGAACCCACCAUCGCCAAGGCUCAGUUUGCAGAUCAGAAGUCAUGGACUGCUGCUCGGAAGGACAUAGCUCUCCACUACUUCUCAACCUACCUGGUGCUCAACAGCAGCCUCACAUAUGGGUCGUUUGCAGCAGCCGUAAUCAAGGAUGGGAAACUGUUCAAGGGCAUGACAAAUUGGACUGAUGAAUAUGAUGAAAUAACACAUGAGCUGUUUAAUAUGCUGGACAUUACCAGGGACCACAAAUUUAGUAUAGAUGAUUUGGAGAGUCUGACACCUGAGCGUAUGGAUAAAAUGCGCGGUCACCUGGAGGAUCGAAUCGCAGAUUAUGAGGAUGUGAUGAAAGAUCAGCAACUGGAGCUUAAGGAAAACCAGGCUGCAGCAUCACAGGCUGCCAGAGACGAUAUCACAGCACCUCUGUCUCCUGAUAGUAUACCAAUAAUGAAGCCAGGGGAGGACCCAAAAGAGGCAGUUGAGAACUACAUCAACAACUACCUGAAGGUGCUGGAAGAUGUCAUCCAGGAAAGUAUGUCUGAGCUGUCUGUCUCAGGCAAAGUGCCUGACUUCAAGAAGAAGUUAGAGAGUCGACAGGCAGAAAUAGAAGGAUCUCAACCAUUUGUUCCCACAGGGAACCUGCCCAGCCAAGACAGUCACAAAACAGCUCGAGAAGAAGCUAAGGCUAAAAUAAAGGCACAACAAGGAAAGAAAAAAUCUUCUGAUGGAGAAGAUGGAGCUGAUGAAUUUUCAGACACUGAGACCUACCAGGUUGUGGAUGACUCAGUUGUCGAGGAGAUACUGGCAGAUGAUGAAGAUGUGGUCCAGAAGCCAAAGUCUGAGCCAAGGCCAGGAAAACCAACAGCAGGAAGUGGGAAGAACAAGGGAAGACAAUCCAAACCUCAAGAUGGUAAAUCAGAAAAGGACAAGAAGAGCUCUGAUUCCAGAAAGCCCAAGACUAAAGAUGAAAAGAAGGAUAAGGCUAAAAAGAAGGGAAAGAAAGAUGAGCUUUAGAAAAAUGUCUUACUAUUAGGUAGAAAAGGGUAUUAUUUACAUCUCAUCACAGGGUAGUUGACAGUAGGUUUUUACAGACUUUCAUGGUUAUAUUAUGAAGCACAAACUAUAAAGAUAAUCGUCUUUACACAUCCUGUAUUGAACUUUAGUUUUAUUCUUCCCCUUCAGAUGGAUGGUUUUGGUUUUUUUAAAGUAUAUGUGAGAGGAAAUGAUGUUAUGCUUCUUCUGGGUUUUUUUUUUUCCUGUCUGAAAAAGAAAGUAAACCUUAUAAAGGCUAACAUUGCAUUGUUGUGUUAGAAUUGCUGUAUUUUCCUGCAUAUUUAACAUUUUGACAACCAGCAUUGCCAGCAUGUUAAUUUGAAUGGAACUCUGUCUAAAUGGCUUCAUUCUAGCCAUUCUAACACCAACCUUGUUCAUUUUCUGACUUCAGUGCCAUAACAUUUAGCAAACUAGCAGUAUCUCACUUAUCCAGGGAUAAUAUCUAAGAUUCUUACAAGACACUUAUUACAAUGUCUAGGCCUAGUUUGGCCCGCUAAGCUCAUUGUUAGUCUAUUUGUUUGAAGUCUGUGGUUAAGGUUUGUAACAUGUCAAUGCUUUGCUUAUGACUCUGAGAAAUGUCUCUUGUGGCACUAACUAUUUCUAGAUCUAAAUAUGAAAUUAGCUGCAGGGUAUCAAGCAUAACCUCCUGUUAAUGUUCUCACCAAGGAGGUACAUUGCAAAUACCUUAGUUCAAGCAGUCUCAUUUAUCUAACAUGCAUUUAAUCAAGAUCUUCAUGUUUAAAUACCCUUCACUUCACUCAUCAUGUGCUUGCUGUAUCAUGUUCCAGGAAACAGUGCUGUGAAGUUAUUUUCGGUUCUAAAUAAACCAGUUUGGAAAUACA
Haliotis rubra (blacklip abalone) is the source of this 2762-nucleotide messenger RNA. RefSeq lists its product as uncharacterized. Gene Ontology annotation, molecular function: 2-oxoglutarate-dependent dioxygenase activity. Lineage: Eukaryota; Metazoa; Mollusca; Gastropoda; Lepetellida; Haliotidae. The record is from RefSeq and is a predicted model, not a curated record. The transcript is spliced from 11 exons. The coding region runs from base 1 to 1881 and encodes 626 amino acids.